Molecule: messenger RNA, 4670 nt
Organism: Synchiropus splendidus (mandarinfish)
Lineage: Eukaryota; Metazoa; Chordata; Actinopteri; Syngnathiformes; Callionymidae
Gene: myt1la
Product: myelin transcription factor 1-like, a
Exons: 21
Coding region: 338-3715 (1125 amino acids)
Biological process (GO): regulation of transcription by RNA polymerase II
Cellular component (GO): nucleus
Molecular function (GO): RNA polymerase II cis-regulatory region sequence-specific DNA binding; zinc ion binding; DNA-binding transcription factor activity, RNA polymerase II-specific
Source: RefSeq, a predicted model, not a curated record
ACAGAGAUGUGUCACAUUUGCUGCUAUGCCUUGUUCACCCACAUUAAACUCUAAUAUGUGUGUGUGUAUGUGUGCCUUCACAGAUUCAACCGUCUCUCUCGCUGCUGCAGUGUCUGCUGUUCCUCUACCUUCAUCAUCAUCAUCAUCACCUCCUCCCUCCUCUGUCUGUCUGGCCCCCCUCCCUCCUCCUCCUCUCGCUACUGGAGGCAUGGCGACAAAGAGAACGAGAGAGAGAGAGCGAGGGAGAGAGGCAGGGUGUAGUGGUGCUGUGAAGGAGGCUGCAGAGCAGUGAGGAAGAGGAGGAGGAGGAGGAGGAAGAGGAGCUCCGCUGCUUUCAAUGGAGGCGACGGCGGACAAGCGACACCGGACUCGCUCGCGAAGCCUGGCAGGUGUGGAGGCGGCGACGGCCGAACUCUUCAGCUGCCCCACGCCGGGCUGCGAUGGCGACGGACACGUGAGCGGGAAGUACGCGCGGCACCGCAGUGUGUACGGCUGCCCCCUGGCCAGGAAGAGGAGAGCUGAGGAGAAGCAGCCGCAUGAGCUGCCCGCCAAGAGGAGGAGCUACCAGCCAGGCCAAGAGGGGGAGGGGGAGGAUAGCACAGAGUCCUACGGUAACCACGACCCCAAACAGGCCGAAGGGGAGGAGCCGGGGGCGGAGGAGGAGUUUUCUGAUGAGGAGAUGAAGACUGGCAUGGAGGAGGAAGAUGAUGGUGAUGAUGAAGAGGAGGAGCAGGAGGAUGAAGACGAAGAAGAGGAUCAAGCUGUUCACCUGCCAGACACGAGGCUCCACAGAAGCGCCUCCAAGUCGCUCCACCGAGACGACAACAACAACGACUACGGCGGCGGUGGCCAGACAGACGACUUCCAGAACUACGACGAACUGGUGGCCAAGUCUCUGCUGAACCUGGGCAAGAUCGCUGAGGACGCCGCGUACCAGGCCACCACCGAGUCUGAGGCCAACAGCAACUCGUCUAACAGCGGCGAGGAGGACGAGGAAGAGGGUGGCGAGCAGGGACGCCUGAAGGGCUCACUGAGCGUGGACCUGGACAGCGACGUGGUCAGGGAGACCGUGGACUCCCUCAAGCUCUUGGCACAGGGCCAUGGCGCCGCACUGGCCGAGGACGGCUACCCGCUGGACUCCCUGGUGCAGGAGGGCGAGCGUGUGCCCGGGGGCCAGGAGGAGGACAGCGAGGAGGAGGAGGUCUGCCUCAGCAGCCUGGAAUGUCUGAGGAACCAGUGCUACGACCUUGCUCGGAAACUGGAUACAGCAGACGACCAGCUGCGGCACCUGAGCAGGCUGGAGCCGCCGGACUCCCAGGGCCAGCGCUCCAGUCCAGGGUCCCGCAGCUUCAGCCUGCAGGGGGACGAGGACACCACCUCAGUGGCCUCAGACCCCUCCGACGAGACCUAUGACAUGGCCAAGGGGAACCUGACCCUACUGGAGAAGGCCAUCGCCCUGGAGUCCCAGAGGGCCAAAGUCCUGAGAGAACAACUGGAGCCGGAGAGGAAGCGUGGCCGGCAGGACUUUCACCAUCAUCACCACCACCAGCGCAGCCAUGGAGAGCACAGCGCUGAGGAGCGCAGGUCCAGAAUCCAGCAGGAGGGUCUAAAGAGGUCCUUCUUUUCCAAAGAGUCUCCCAGGGGAGAGAAGAAGGAGAGCAAGUGCCCGACCCCGGGCUGUGACGGGACGGGUCACGUCACCGGCCUGUACCCGCAUCACCGCAGCCUCUCCGGGUGUCCCCACAAAGACCGCGUUCCACCUGAGAUUCUUGCCAUGUAUGAAAAUGUUUUAAAGUGCCCGACGCCUGGCUGCUCUGGACGCGGCCAUGUCAAUAGCAACAGGAACUCUCAUCGCAGUCUGUCGGGCUGUCCCAUCGCUGCAGCAGAGAAAAUGUCAAAGGUUCACGAGAAAGUUUCGCCCACAGAUGUCGGCUCCAAAAUCAGCCAGGCAUCAGACCGAGUUCUUAGGCCAAUGUGUUUCGUCAAGCAGCUGGAGAUUCCUCAGUACGGCUUCAAGAACCACGUUCCCACCACAACGCCACGCUCCAACCUGGCCAAGGAGCUGGAGAAGUACUCCAAGACCAGCUACGACUACGGAGGCUACGAUGGGCAACAUGGCGGCUACGGGAAGAGAGGCCACGUGAGCAGGUCACAGCACGGACGGGACUCCUCCCCGCGAGGAUACGAAGCCAAACGCUACUGCAAGACGUCGAGUCCGGCGAGCAGCAGCAGCAGCAGCUACGCUCCCAGCAGCAGCAGCCUGAGUGGAGCUGGCGGCGGCGGCGGCAGCAGCGCCAGCAGCACCUGCAGCAAGAGCAGCUUCGACUACACGCACGACAUGGAGGCGGCACACAUGGCCGCCACCGCCAUCCUCAACCUGUCCACCAGGUGUCGCGAGCUGCCACACACCCAGCUGACCCGGGUACUGGCCCAGACCGGCGGAUCCGCGCCCACACCUGUCGGCUCACAGGCUCCACUCUGUGCGCAGUGUCGCAGUCCGGCAGGAGAGCCGUCGGGAGAGCCGGAGGAUGGGAGCGCCGCUGACGCCUUGGGUCCUCCUGGCGGUCCCACGGUGUUGACGCCGCUGCAGCCCAUGUCGCCGCAGCGACAGGCCCUUCUGACCAGCCGCUGCUUCCAGAUGAGCCAGGCCGAGGCCUGGGAACUUCCAGGGCUGAAUCGACUGGAGCACAAGGAGGGCGAUGAGCCGGACCCGUUCCUGGACCCGGUGGAGGAUCAGCAGUUCCCGGGCAGUCCCAAACAGCACAAGUUCUCCCCCUGCAAGGAGAAGAAGGAGCUGGUGUCAAGCUGUCAACUCGCCGACAAGAACCACCGCGGGAUCCUGACACCCGGCGCUCAGGAGCUCAGGUGUCCCACUCCGGGCUGUGAUGGUUCUGGACACAUCACCGGGAACUACGCCUCCCACAGGAGCCUCUCCGGGUGCCCUCGAGCCAAGCGGAGUGGACUCAAGCUUGUUCACAGCAAAGACGACAAGGACGAGCAGGAGCCCAUCAAGUGCCCGGUGCCUGGCUGUGACGGACAGGGUCACGUGACGGGUAAGUACGCCUCACACCGCAGCGCGUCUGGCUGCCCACUGGCGGCCAAGAGGCAGAAAGACAGCUACAUCAAUGGCUCACAGUUUGUCUGGAAGUCGGGCAAGACUGACGGGAUGACGUGUCCGACCCCGGGCUGCGACGGCUCCGGACACGUCAGCGGGAGCUUCCUGACUCACCGCAGUCUCUCCGGUUGUCCGCGCGCCACCACUGCCAUGAAGAAAGCUCGCAUCAGCGGCGUGGACAUGCUCUCCAUCAAGCAGCGGGCCAGCAAAGGCAUCGAGAACGACGAGGAAAUCAUGCAGCUGGACGAGGAGAUCAAGGGCCUGAGUGAGUCCAACAGCCAGGUGGAGUCCGACACCAUCAAGCUGAGGACUCAGAUCGUCACCAUGGAGACCAGCCUGCGCUCCAUGGAGGAGGAGAACAAGGCCAUGGAGCAGCAGAACGACUCGCUCCUGCAUGAGCUGGCCAGCCUGAGCCAGACACUCAUCCACAGCCUCGCCAACAUCCAGCUGCCGCACAUGGAGCCGAUGAAUGAGCAGAACUUCGACACGUACGUGAGCACGCUGACCGACAUGUACACCCACCAGGACCAGUACCAGAACCCGGAGAACAAGGCCUUGCUGGAGAACAUCAAGCAGGCGGUACAGGGGAUCCAGGUCUGAGCCAUGGAUGCAAAAACAAUAAGAAAAAAAACAGGCUGGAUCUUUGGUUCAGCCCUUCAUCGCCGUCUAUAUUUAAUUUUAAAAUAUGAAACUGAAGUUUUGUACGUUUUCAUAUCGAUGUGGUUUUUGUCAUCCGUUUGCACAUUCCAAAGGAUUUUGAACUGUCCGUCACUCGCCAUGGGGGGCGCCAGUCGGCCAGUCGUGAUGCUGACCUGGUGGACCACGGAUGAGGAUCAGCGAAGUAACAGUCGUGACAAUCUGCCACGGGGAGGGAGGGGGGGGGACGGGCCCAGUUUUUGUAUGUGGUUUUGUACACACCUUUGACUCCAGUCACGUCGCGGGAGCGUGUUCCGGACUUGGAUCGAGUAACAGAGUAACAGGGUCUCACGUCGCCAUCCUUCACUGUAAAUGGUCAUUUUGUCAAAGGCUGGUCACCAUGGCAACAGGAGGGGACCCACGCCGUUUAGAAACCUGUGAACCAUCGUGCAUGCACUUUACUUCAGUAUUAGCAACGCAACAACCCAAACAACUGAGCUCUGAGAUGAGGUCAGAGGUCACGGUGCAAGGCUUCGUCCUCUGCUGGACAAGAACAAUGUGUGAAUCGAGUGUCAGAAAACCAUGAGACAAACGGAAGUCAAAGCACAAUCCUGCCACCUCGUGGCGAGACGCUCCUGUAUGUAGACAUGCAGUUGGAAUAAAAGGCUCAUCUGUGACGUCAGACCUGCCCGAGGCUCUGUUUUCCUCUCGGCUCCUAUUGAAGCAGUGGCAUGAACUUCUGCUGAUGUUGAUGUGAACCGUCUGUUGGUGGUGACGUUUUGUACUUUUUCUACCAUGUCGCGUCUCUGCUUCAGUAAAUUUCUUGUGUCGCACUCCACCUCUGCUUCCCGCCCGUAGUUGCGGCCGCGGCUGAAGCGUGAGCAUCCGCCUCCGACACGAGGUCAGACGCGUCCGCUCC